AUGGCUCACUUCUUUAAAGAGAAAAUCAAGUGUUAUUUCUGCUUUCGUUAUCUGGAAAGCCCUGUGUACUUGAACUGUGGAUACGUCUGCUGCUUCCGAUGCCUUGACUCAAUGGAGAAAAGUCCUGAAGGGGAUGGUAUACUGUGCCCCACUUGCUCUGAUGUCUCUUUGAAAAAAGACAUCAUUCGUGGUAGAGAGUUAGGGAACCUGGUUACCGAGAUCAAAAACCUAGAGCCACGCCUGAAUCUUAUUCUGACAAUGAACCCAGGUAUGAAGGCGUUUCAAGUGAACAUGACCUUGGAUGUGGACACAGCCCAAAAUAACCUCAUCAUCUCUGAUGACCUGCUGAGUGUCUACUAUACACCUCAGAAUCAAGGCCGAAAGAAACGUGCAGAAAGAUUCAUCUCCCCUUGUGUCCUGGGCUUUUCCCAGUUUACUUCGGGCCGCCAUUACUGGGAGGUAGUGGUGGGAAGCAGCGAAGAAUGGGAUAUAGGCAUUUGCAAAGAGUCCAUUAAUCGACAGAAGGAUGUUUAUUUGUCAGAAGAAAAUGGCUUCUGGACGGUGGGUGUGAGAAAGGGAAAUGUCUAUGCUGCCAGCACUGAUCCCUUAACCGUGCUGCUCGUGAACCAGCGACUGCACAGAGUGGGUAUUUUCCUUGACCUGCUAGAGAAGAGUGUUUCUUUCUGGGACCUUGGCGAUGGCUCCCAUAUCUAUACUUUCCUUGAAAUUCCUGACACGGAUCCAUUUCGCCCAUUCUUUUCGCCAGCAAAUACCUAUCCAAAUAGUCACGAACAAGUCCUUAGCAUCUGCCCUGUGACAAAUCCAGGCAUUUUAAGACUUCCAGCUAACCCAAAUUAG
Messenger RNA from Apodemus sylvaticus (European woodmouse), 858 nucleotides. Its product is annotated as ret finger protein-like 4A. The coding region runs from base 1 to 858 and encodes 285 amino acids. NCBI's taxonomy places the organism in Eukaryota, Metazoa, Chordata, Mammalia, Rodentia, Muridae. The record is from RefSeq and is a predicted model, not a curated record. Gene Ontology annotation, molecular function: protein binding. The transcript is spliced from 2 exons.